Messenger RNA from Patella vulgata (common limpet), 4395 nucleotides. RefSeq names its product fibroblast growth factor receptor-like 1. Gene Ontology annotation, molecular function: fibroblast growth factor binding; fibroblast growth factor receptor activity. Gene Ontology annotation, cellular component: plasma membrane. The coding region runs from base 1038 to 2462 and encodes 474 amino acids. Lineage: Eukaryota; Metazoa; Mollusca; Gastropoda; Patellidae. The transcript has 8 exons. The record is from RefSeq and is a predicted model, not a curated record.
CGCCAAAGACAAACAGUUUUGUUUUAGGCAAAACUGGGGUCAUGAAGGUAAACAUUGCGCGGCCGUUUAGUCUAAAGGUUUAAUCGACAAAUGGACACUCGAACAAUUUCUGUAGACGGAGUUAGUUAGCUUCUAGUGUAUAAGCAGACUUCUUGCUCUAACUGAAUCCAUAGAAAACUGUGAUAGGAGGUUACUCAGAAUAAGGUUGCCCUCGGUGAUUAAUUUAAAUCGUGACUAAAGGAUUUACUAAAACAUUUGCGAUCAUGUUGUCAAGUGAUUUCUCUCUCGUAAAAUCAACAUUGAUCAGUAUGUGAAAACAUUGAUACAUGGGAUUAUAUUCUUGCUCUCGGCAUCGUCCAUUGUCAUCUACCGUUUAAAAGUGCCAGUUAAGGAUACAUAGUAUCAUCAAGUGCUCCCUGUCAGCUAAUGAGGUAACUCCGCGUGGAAAAAGCAUAACAAAUAUUACUGCGCUGUUGUGAUAUUAGAAAACAUUUCUCGAAGAAACCAUUCAGGUUUAGAGUUUACAUAACCCAUUUACAUUGAGAUCUCAAGUGCCGGUUGAAAUCAAAGUUGGACCUUAAGGAGUAAAGUAACGUGGUUUAAAUAAGUAUACGUUUUAUACGUUAAGUGGAAAACUAUACUCUUGAAUAGACGGAAACCAUUAUCAACGUAUCAUCAACGUAAACUACCUACUUACAAUCCACAUAAUUCAAUGAAAAUAUUUUUACUGCAUUCCUUUGAUGUUCAUGGCUACACGAUCAGACGACAGUGUUGAGAUACAGGUGUGCUGUGACGGGAAACAUUAGGGUAGCAGCCGAUACUUGCCAUUCCUAGUAGAAGGAAUUUUUUCUGACAUUUCAAAGCUCUUGUUGUGCUUCACCUGACUGGGUUUCUGUAAGAUAAUCUAUGAUUACUGCCUGUUUUCAGUCAUCUUUCGUUCAGGGAACUGUGUGCUAUCAUUCCUAUCUUAUCUUUCUGUUGGUCGAUUGAAAAAAUCUCCUGGAUGUACGGUUUUAGUUUAUCUGGAUAAUAUUGAAAUGGCCUAUUUGAGGCAGUGGUUAUUACUUGUAUUGGUACAAGUUUUACAGAUCUGUACUGCAAGUGGACCACCUCGGGUAAUUGGUAAAGUUCACCAUCGCCAUAUUGCAAAAGUAGGACGCAAUACAAAGUUACUGUGUCCUGUAGAAGCUGACCCUCCACCAUUGAUGCAGUGGAACAAAAAUAAUCACAAUAUCCCCAAUGGUUGGACACGCUUCAAAGUCUCUCAAGAUGGUCAGUUACGAAUAAGAGAAAUUGAAAUGGACGAUGCUGGUACCUAUGUCUGUAAAGCGAUUAAUGGAUUUGGAAAUAUUAAAAUUAAUUACACAUUAAUUGUUGUGGAUGAAGAGAAAGGAAUUGUAAAACAAGAUAAUAGUUUGUAUAAUCAAUCACCUGAUGAAGAUCUAAGAAAAGAAGGAGCUCCCCCUGUCUUUACUGAACUACCAAAGAAAGAUCAUAUAGUACGACCUGUUGGGAGCUCUGUUCGAUUAAAGUGUCGAGCUACUGGCAAUCCACGACCUCAUGUGACUUGGUUCUUUAAUAAUCAACUUAUACAGAUAGAUGAAGAUCCAAGUAAACAUCCACAAUGGAUAUUAAAAUUACAGAAUGUUAAUGAACUAGAGACCGGGGAAUAUACAUGUAAAGUUUCAAACAGAUUGGGUCAAAUUAACCACACUUAUACUUUAGAAGUUAUCGAAAAAAUCAAGACGAAACCAGUAUUAAUAUCACCUCAUCCUAUGAAUACAACAGUAGAUUAUGGGGGUACUGCAUCAUUCCAGUGUCGUGUUCGUAGUGUGGUUCAACCCCACAUUCAGUGGUUAAAACGAGUGGAGGAUUUGGAUUCCAUUCCUAAUUUAAAUACAACAAUAGAGGUGAAAGGUCAGAAAUUUGUGGUGUUAAAAACUGGAGAAGUGUGGAAUCGACCUGAUGGAACUUAUGUUAAUAAAUUACUUAUUACACAUGCUACAGAAAGUGAUGGUGGCAUGUAUAUCUGCCUUGGUGCCAACAGUAUGGGCUACAGUUUCCGUAGCGCCUUCCUUACAGUGUCUUCUGGACCUAAUACUGGUUUGUCAUAUACGAAUCAAGAUUCCUCCAGUCCAAAAAAUCAUCUACCUCUGUUUAUUGCCGUGCCCUCUGCUAUAAUAGGAAUGGGUUUGUUCGGAGUGCUCCUCUUCUAUAUACGUAGACGCCGUCAAUGUAACAAUCAAGGCAGCAAUCUAAAGAUUCAAAGAUUCCCUGUCCCUACUCAAGAUAAAGACUUCUAUACCAAUAACUAUCACAACAAUUCAAAUAUGUUGCCUAUUAGUCGGGAGAAAAUCCCCAAAACCCCCACCCCUAGUGUAGACUUAUACUCAGACAUAUCAUCAGUAUCUCAACAUCAUCCUCAUCAUCAUCAUCAUCAACAUAAUCAAUAUAGUUAUUAAAAUCCUACCAACCCUACUGUAAUAUAGAUAAACACUUUAUUCAGGAAUAAAAACUUUUUAGUGAAGAGAGGAAAAAGGGCAAAAAAAAAAUAACAUUAUCUGUUUGUAUGAACCAAAUGUUUUGUGAUAAAUUUCUUUACGAAAUCCAGAAUAAAAAUGGCCAGAUAUUAAAGAGAAAGAUUGAUGGGACAACAUAAUGAGAAGAUUUAAUGACUUCAGUUGAUUUUAUUUAAAAUGAAGUGCACUUGACUACCCAUUUGCUCAGUGAACUUGUGUUUUGUGAGGAAGGAGAGAAAUGGAUGUGGCCAGUGUAUUGCUUCGUGUAUGUGAUAUAGAAGACACAUAGUUAUAUUUUAAUAUGUGAAUAAGAUUGCAUCUAACCAAAGAUAAAUGAAAAACUUAAAACUAUAGUUGAUUCCAACUAUAAUAUGUUCUACCUUGCCUUACACACCUUUUUGUGAACAUCGAAGAAAACAAAAGAAACUUUGAGUGUAUGGCUUGAUAAGAAUUUGUUGUGAGAAAUAGGCUUAACCUGUGAAUGCGUCAGGCACAUUUUGUGCUUAUCAAGUGUACAUAUUUGCUAAAGUUUGUAUAAUUUAUUGUCAACCCUAUGUUUAUAUGUACAGUUUUUACAUUAUUUGUUUAUUUGUUGUAUUCCUGUCUGUGUAUGUUGUGUGGGAGUGUAUCUGUCAAUGUCAAGUACAUGGUACAGAGUUUCAUUAUAAUCUUUUGUUUUGAACAGGGUAAAGAAAGAUUAAAAAAUUCUCAAUUUUACGUUAUGGACGAAUGAUUAUUAAAUUAUAAAAGCGAGAAUCGGGUGCCUGGGGCAUUGAUGAAAAAUUGUUAUAAAAUUAGUGCUAGAUAUUUUGUUUUGUUUAAGGUAUUAUCGGUAAACCAUUAACGAUAUAUUAAAUUUAACUUGUUUUGUUUGGUAUUGGUUCGUAGUGAGCAUUAGCUUUUGCUGCUACCGAAAAUAAUAUUUUGCCCAAGUGACUCACAUUAUUUUUGGUUAUUUCAGUUAGAAACUAAAUGAUUUUUAAAUUCAUGUGGAUGAUGUACAAUGUAUGUGGCAUUUACGAACAUGACACAUUAUUUAGCUUUUCCUUCAAUCUACCUCAAUUUCUUUUGAUACAUGUGUAUAUGAAAACUGUAUAAUUACAAAAUAUUUUUGCUACAUAGAAUAAGUAGAGUCACAAGUUUAGAGAAAUGAAUCUGUUGUUACCGGUAUAUACAUGUACAUGUAGUCUCUGGUAGCAGAUGAACAAUUGUUACGGUUGGGUAUCAAAAACAUCAAAGCUUUUACUUUUAUUCAUCAGAGAAAGUUAUUAAUUAAAGUGUUUUUUUUUUAUGGCAGUUAAACCUCUUGGUGUAUGGCUUUAAUGCAUAUAUGGAAAUUGUAAGUAAAGGAUUGUUGAUACAAUAGAGAAUGUAAAGACGAGUUAUUAAUAGAUUGUCAGCCAAUGUUAUUAUUACCAGUACCAUUGUUACACUAUUUAUUAUGAUUUUAUUUGACAAUUGCUAUGAAAAGUAAAUUAAAAUUUUCAUAAAUUAUGAUUUUUGUUGACUGCAGUUUAAAUUUUGCUACAUCACUUUAAUAAUCAGUACAGAUUACUUAAUUUUGUGUUAAAAGUGCAUUUAUUUGUUAUAUGCAAGGCUAUUAAAUACUGUAUCAUGUUGUUUGGUAUCAAAUAUUAUAUUUAUGUAUAUAUAUAAGAUAUAUAUAUAUAUAUUCAUCUUCAUCCUUGUUUUUUUUUCUCUUUAAAUCCUUUUCAUUUGAAAGAAUUAACAAACAUCCAAUGCUAUGCCUAGUUGCAUAAAUUUGUCCGAAAAAAGAGUAAUGAAUAAGGAUUUGAAGGGAAAUAACUCCCCAUUCCUAAUGUACGUUCAUCUGUACAUUUAUGCCCUCAACGAGAAUAAAUCUUUUUCAUAUGUA